This is a messenger RNA of Apaloderma vittatum (bar-tailed trogon), 455 nucleotides long. RefSeq names its product COMM domain containing 2 (gene COMMD2). The record is from RefSeq and is a predicted model, not a curated record. Lineage: Eukaryota; Metazoa; Chordata; Aves; Trogoniformes; Trogonidae. The transcript is spliced from 3 exons. The annotation marks the transcript as partial.
GAAAACUGAGCGUGGGUGCCGAGGCCGUCCAGCACGGGGUGGAGGGACUCGCCUACCUUCUUACCGAGAGCUCCAAGCUGAUGAUUUCUGAGAUAGACUUCCAAGAUUCCAUUCACGUUCUGGGAUUCUCAGAUGAACUGAACAAAUUGUUGCUCCAGCUGUACCUUGAGAACAGGAAAGAGAUCAGGAGCAUUCUUAGUGAGCUGGCACCAAAGCUUCCCAGCUACCACAGUCUGGAAUGGAGACUGGAUGUGCAGCUUGCAAGCAGAAGCUUGAGACAACAGAUUGAGCCUGCCGUGACUAUAAAGCUGCAUCUCACUCAGGAUGAGGAUCAGACUGCCCAAGUGUUGCAAACCGACCCCUCCACCCUCCUCCACCUCAUUCAGCAGCUGGAACAAGCGCUGGGGGAGAUGAAAACAAACCACUGCAGGAGAAUCGUGCGCAACAUGAAAUAG